AUUGCGUGGUCGCUAAAUUUCCCACGCUUACUCGUAUUUGAAUCAAAAUGUUCUAUCAUAUCUCACUGGAACACGAAAUCUUGCUUCAUCCGCGGUACUUUGGGCCGAACUUGCUGCAAACAGUGAAGCAGAAAUUGUUCACUGAGGUCGAAGGAACUUGUAGCGGAAAGUAUGGCUUUAUCAUAGCUGUCACCACAAUUGACAACAUUGGAGUUGGUCACAUCCAACCAGGACGUGGAUUCGUUGUGUAUCCUGUCAAAUAUAAGGCUAUUGUUUUCAGACCAUUUAAAGGCGAAGUUCUGGAUGCUGUAGUCAUGCAAGUAAACAAGGUUGGGUUGUUCACUGAGAUAGGACCUCUUUCAUGCUUUGUGUCACGCCAUUCAAUCCCAUCAGAUAUGGAUUUUGAUCCAAACUCUAACCCACCAUGUUAUAAAACAAGAGAUGAGGACAAUGUGAUUCAACAGGAUGAUGAAAUUCGUCUCAGAAUAGUAGGAACCAGGGUUGACGCUAAUGACAUUUUUGCUAUUGGUUCACUGAUGGAUGAUUAUCUUGGUCUUGUCAGUUGAUAAAGCUGAACAUUUCUCUCAGUUUUCCUUGCCUUUGGAGUUAUUGUUCAGUACAAGGGAGACAUCAAUCAAUCAAUCAAUCAAGAUUUUGAGUGAACCUUUCAGAUUUAUCUAACAAGAGGUCUUCAAAGUGUUUAUGGAUACCACACUGUACAUAAUUAUGUAUUAAUAACACAGGCAAAGGAAGAGUUUUCAUGGGUUCUCAUUGUGUUGCAUUUAUUGAACUUUUUAUACAGAAAUAAUGGUAGUGUAGCUUUUGUUUUUGUGGCAAAACUGAUAGUUUUUGAAAUUCAUAUGGUGAAUGGGCUUGUGCUACUAAAUACUUUGAUACUAGAAAUGUAGCUUGUAUAGAACACUAUGACAUUGCUAGGUAUCUUUUGAUACAUUAAACCUCUUUUAUUUGUUUUACAAA
Molecule: messenger RNA, 978 nt
Organism: Pocillopora verrucosa
Lineage: Eukaryota; Metazoa; Cnidaria; Anthozoa; Scleractinia; Pocilloporidae
Product: DNA-directed RNA polymerase II subunit RPB7
Biological process (GO): DNA-templated transcription; transcription initiation at RNA polymerase II promoter; positive regulation of nuclear-transcribed mRNA poly(A) tail shortening
Cellular component (GO): RNA polymerase II, core complex; P-body
Molecular function (GO): single-stranded RNA binding; single-stranded DNA binding; translation initiation factor binding
Source: RefSeq, a predicted model, not a curated record